Messenger RNA from Perognathus longimembris pacificus (Pacific pocket mouse), 2233 nucleotides. It is a transcript of the gene Ppm1g, whose product is annotated as protein phosphatase, Mg2+/Mn2+ dependent 1G. Gene Ontology annotation, biological process: protein dephosphorylation. The transcript has 10 exons. The coding region runs from base 184 to 1827 and encodes 547 amino acids. NCBI's taxonomy places the organism in Eukaryota, Metazoa, Chordata, Mammalia, Rodentia, Heteromyidae. Gene Ontology annotation, cellular component: nucleoplasm. The record is from RefSeq and is a predicted model, not a curated record. Gene Ontology annotation, molecular function: protein serine/threonine phosphatase activity; cation binding.
CCUUCGAGCUCCUGUCCCGUUACCGCCUCCUGGCCCGGCCUCGCGCCUUUCACCGGCACCUUGCGUCGGUCUAGCAGCCGGGCCUGCUCCUGCCACGCGCGCCCCGGAGCUCCGGCGCCGGCGCCGGCUCGGGUCGCGCCACCCCGCUUAGCUUGCUCCCGAGGCCGCUGGCCCGCUGCCGCCAUGGGUGCCUACCUCUCCCAGCCCAACACAGUGAAGUGCUCCGGGGACGGGGUUGGAGCUCCGCGCCUUCCGCUGCCCUAUGGCUUCUCCGCCAUGCAAGGCUGGCGCGUCUCCAUGGAGGAUGCUCACAACUGUAUUCCUGAGCUGGACAGUGAGACAGCCAUGUUUUCUGUAUACGAUGGACAUGGAGGAGAGGAAGUUGCCUUGUAUUGUGCCAAAUAUCUCCCGGAUAUCAUCAAAGAUCAGACGGCCUACAAAGAAGGCAAGCUACAGAAGGCUUUAGAAGAUGCCUUCUUGGCUAUUGAUGCCAAAUUGACCACUGAGGAAGUCAUUAAGGAGUUAGCACAGAUUGCAGGAAGACCUACUGAGGAUGAGGAUGAAAAAGAAAAAGUAGCUGAUGAAGAUGAUGUGGACAAUGAGGAGGCUGCAUUGCUGCAUGAAGAGGCUACCAUGACUAUUGAAGAGCUGCUGACACGCUACGGGCAGAACUGUCAAAAGGGCCCUCCCCACAGCAAAUCUGGAGCUGGGACAGGCGAGGAACCAGGGUCCCAGGGCCUCAAUGGGGAGGCAGAACCUGAGGACCCAUCUAGGGAAACUCCUUCACAGGAAAAUGGCCCUACAGCCAAGGCCCACACAGGCCUUUCCUCCAACUCGGAACGUGGGAUUGAGGCAGGUCCAAUUGGAGAGCCUGGCACUCCCACUGGUGAGGCUGGGCCUUCCUGCUCUUCAGCCUCCGACAAGCUGCCUCGAGUUGCUAAGUCCAAGUUCUUUGAGGACAGUGAGGAUGAGUCAGAUGAGGCGGAUGAGGAAGAGGAAGACAGUGAGGAAUGCAGUGAGGAAGAGGAAGAGGAGGAAGAAGAUGGCUACAGCAGUGAAGAGGCAGAGAAUGAGGAAGAUGAUGAUACUGAGGAGGCUGAAGAGGAUGAUGAUGAAGAAGAAAUGAUGGUGCCUGGGAUGGAAGGCAAAGAGGAGCCUGGUUCUGACAGUGGCACAACAGCAGUGGUGGCUCUGAUACGAGGGAAGCAGUUGAUUGUAGCCAACGCAGGAGACUCUCGCUGUGUGGUAUCUGAGGCUGGAAAAGCUUUAGACAUGUCCUAUGACCACAAACCAGAGGAUGAAGUGGAGCUAGCACGCAUCAAGAAUGCCGGUGGCAAGGUCACGAUGGAUGGGCGAGUCAACGGGGGUCUCAACCUCUCCAGGGCUAUUGGAGACCACUUCUACAAGAGAAAUAAGAACCUGCGACCCGAGGAACAGAUGAUUUCUGCCCUUCCUGACAUCAAGGUGCUGACUCUGACUGAUGACCAUGAAUUUAUGGUCAUUGCCUGUGAUGGCAUCUGGAAUGUGAUGAGCAGCCAGGAAGUUGUAGACUUUAUUCAAUCAAAGAUAGGCCAACGUGAUGAAAAUGGGGAGCUGCGGUUAUUGUCAUCCAUUGUGGAAGAGUUGCUGGAUCAGUGCCUGGCACCAGACACUUCUGGGGAUGGGACAGGGUGUGACAACAUGACCUGCAUCAUCAUUUGCUUCAAGCCCCGAAACACAGCAGAAUUCCAGCCAGAGAGUGGCAAGCGGAAACUGGAGGAGGCAAACUCUGAUGAGGGGGCUGAAGAAAAUGGCAACAGUGACAAGAAGAAAGCCAAGCUGGACUAGUAGUCAUCCAGACUCCUGCCCACCUGGACUGUUUUUUGAGCCCUCCGGACCUGAGACUGAAUUUUGUCUUUUUCCUUUAGCCUUAGCAGUGGGUAUGAGGUGUGCAGGGAGAGCUGGGUGGCUUUCCAUAGCCCAUUCCAAAGAGGCCGCUCUCCUUCCACAGGGCAGCCUGGAGCCUCUGAUGUCCUCUCCAGCCUCCUCACUCCUUUGGGCUCACCACCAGUGGGUUCUGUGCCUGUGCUCUGUUGUGUUGGAGGGAGAGACUGGUGGUUCAGGUUUUUACUCUGUGAACACUUUAUUUAAGAACAUUCUUUUUUAUUAGCGGCUCCAUGGUCCCCAGCCGCUUGCACCCACUCUGUUGUACACUUUCAAUCAACACUUUUUCAGACUAAAGGCCAAAACCGAA